This is a messenger RNA of Apodemus sylvaticus (European woodmouse), 3357 nucleotides long. It is a transcript of the gene Gpld1, whose product is annotated as glycosylphosphatidylinositol specific phospholipase D1. Gene Ontology annotation, molecular function: GPI anchor phospholipase D activity. The transcript has 25 exons. The record is from RefSeq and is a predicted model, not a curated record. Gene Ontology annotation, cellular component: extracellular matrix; extracellular region. Lineage: Eukaryota; Metazoa; Chordata; Mammalia; Rodentia; Muridae. Bases 211 to 2742 code for a protein of 843 amino acids.
GUUUGUUUGCUGUUCUGGAAAAGCUUUAACAGCGGGUGAUCCGUUGACUUCAUUGGAAAACAUCAUUAUUUUGAAAUGAGGCUUGGCUUCCUGUGUCAGUGACCUGUGUAGAGGGAACACGCCGAGUCUGUGCCUGGAUUUUGGAGUCAUAGUUUGGCUACAGCUUAGAUUGUCCCCACAUUAGCAGAGCAGCUGUGGAGGAAGGACAACAUGUCUGGAGGCAGGCUGUGGUCUGGCCUGCUGCUCCUGCUGUCUUUUUUCUGCUCUAGAAGUUCAUCUUGUGGUCUCUCAACACAUGUAGAAAUAGGACACAGAGCUCUGGAGUUUCUUCAGCUUCAAGAUGGACACAUUAACUACAAAGAGCUUCUCUUAGAGCACCAGGACGCAUAUCAGGCCGGGACGGUGUUUCCUGAUGCCUUUUAUCCAAGCAUCUGUAAAAGAGGAAAAUUUCAUGACGUGUCUGAGAGGACUCACUGGACUCCAUUUCUUAAUGCCAGCAUCCAUUAUAUUCGGCAGAACUACCCUCUGCCCUGGGAGAAGGACACAGAGAAAUUGGUGGCUUUCUUGUUUGGAAUCACCUCCCACAUGGUCGCUGAUGUCAGCUGGCACAGCCUGGGUAUUGAACAAGGGUUCCUCAGGACAAUGGGAGCUAUUGAUUUUUACGGCUCUUAUUCUGAGGCUCAUUCGGCUGGUGAUUUUGGAGGAGAUGUGUUGAGCCAGUUUGAAUUUAAUUUUAAUUACCUCUCACGACGCUGGUACGUGCCCAUCAAGGAUCUUCUGAGAAUUUACGAUAAUCUCUAUGGUCGGAAAGUCAUCACUGAAAAUGUCAUUGUUGAUUGCACAUACCUUCAGUUCCUGGAAAUGCACGGGGAAAUGUUAGCGGUUUCCAAGCUCUAUUCCACGUACUCUACGAAGUCCCCAUUUCUGGUGGAACAGUUCCAAGACUAUUUCCUCGGAGGCCUGGAUGACAUGGCGUUCUGGUCCACGAACAUUUACCGUCUGACCAGCUUUAUGCUGGAGAAUGGGACCAGUGACUGCAAUCUGCCCGAGAAUCCUCUGUUCAUCUCCUGUGAUGGCAGGAGGAACCACACCCUCAGCAGCUCAAAGGUGCAGAAAAAUGAUUUUCACAGGAAUUUGACCAUGUUCAUAAGCAAAGACAUCAGGAAGAACCUCAACUACACAGAAAGAGGCGUGUUCUACAGCACAGGCUCCUGGGCCCCGGAAUCCGUCACCUUCAUGUACCAGACCCUGGAGAGGAAUCUGAGGCUGAUGUUUACUGGCAGCUCUCAGACACCUCUGAAGCAUGUCUCCAGCCCCUCAGCCUCCUACACCCUGUCGGUCCCCUACGCCAGGCUCGGCUGGGUCAUGACCUCAGCUGACCUCAACCAGGAUGGGCACGGCGACCUCGUGGUGGGUGCACCAGGCUACAGCCACCCUGGCCGCUUCCAGAUUGGGCGGGUGUACAUCAUCUAUGGCAACGAUUUGGGCCUGCCCCCCAUCGACCUGGACUUAGACAAGGAGGCCCAUGGGAUCCUGGAGGGCUUCCAGCCUUCAGGUCGCUUUGGCUCAGCUGUGGCCGUGCUGGACUUCAACAAGGAUGGGCUGCCCGACCUGGCUGUGGGCGCUCCUUCCGUGGGCUCAGGGCAGCUCACCUACAAUGGCUCUGUGUAUGUCUACUAUGGUUCCCAGCAAGGGAGGCUGUCUUCUUCCCCUAACAUCACCAUCUCCUGCAAGGACACCUACUGUAACUUGGGCUGGACCCUCUUGGCAACAGAUGCAGAUGGAGACGGCCAGCAUGAUCUGGUGGUCAGCUCACCUUUCGCACCCGGUGGAGGGAAGCAGAGAGGGAUUGUGGCCGCCUUUUAUUCACACCCCAGACGGAAUGACAAAGAAUCACUAACUUUGGAGGAAGCUGACUGGAAGGUGAACGGGGAGGAGGACUUCUCGUGGUUCGGAUUCUCCCUUCACGGGGUCACAGUGGCAAACAGAAGCCUGCUGCUGAUCGGGAGCCCGACCUGGAAGAACAUCAGCAGGACGGCACGCUCAAGCCACAAAAAGAACCAAGAGAAAAAGAGCCUGGGACGGGUGUACGGCUACUUUCUCCCAGACCGCCAGAGCGCAAUCACCAUCUCGGGAGAUAAGGCCAUGGGAAAGCUGGGAACCUCCCUGUCCAGUGGUUAUGUGAGGGUGAAUGGGACCCUAACUCAAGUCCUGCUGGUUGGAGCCCCUACUCAUGAUGACGUGUCUAAGAUGGCAUUCCUCACCAUGACCCUGCACCAGGGGGGAGCCACCCGGAUGUACGAGCUAGCCCCUGAGAAGGCGCAGCCUGCUCUGCUCAGCACCUUCAGUGGAGACCGACGCUUUUCUCGGUUUGGUAGUGUUCUACACCUGACUGACCUGGACGAUGAUGGCUUAGAUGAAAUCAUCAUGGCUGCCCCCCUGAGGAUAACGGAUGUCACUUCUGGACUGCUUGGGGGAGAAGAUGGGCGAGUGUACAUUUAUAAUGGCAUGUACACCACCUUAGGUGACAUGACAGGCAAAUGCAAGUCCUGGGUGACUCCGUGUCCAGAGGAGAAGGCACAGUAUGUUCUGACUUCUCCAGAGGCAGGUUCAAGGUUUGGGAGCUCGCUCGUGUCUGUGCGCUCUAAGGGAACGAACCAAGUGGUUGUUGCUGCUGGAAGGAGCUCCUGGGGGGCCCGGCUCUCUGGCGCCCUUCACGUCUACAGCCUCAGCGCAGACUGAAGAUGCUGCUCUCCUCUUCAGCCCUUGAGCCAAGUCUUGAGCCAAAUCAUCUCCAGGAUGGACGAAGCAGUCCUCCGGUGGCGCUAUGGUGAACCUGACAGGCUUCCUAGAAAUAUGGCCAGCUGUGUGUGGACACUGAAGCAGCAGGCUUUGAGAUCAAGUCCCUUCUGAAGCUCUUUUGACUCCUCUGAGCUUGUUGCCUGUGCUUGGGACUUUACCAACCCACCUCCUUUUCUGUGGGGUACCUGUCUCUCUUGCCUAGAAAGGGUAUAAUUAGCUCUUAACACAUCAUAGAAUUGUUCCUAUAAAAAUCCUUGUUAGUGGUGGCUGGUCCUAUUUGGAUCUUAAAUGUACCCCAAAUCUCCUAUGUUGAAGGCUUGCUCCUCAGCUUAAAGGAGGCAGGAACUCUGUAGCAGGACUUUGUUGAAGAAGAGUCAUGCUACUGGGCUGUAUCGGGCUGUGUCCUUCCUUGCCUCUGCGGACACCGCCAUGAGAUGUGCGGCUCUCCUCGGCCACGACACUGCUUCUUUCCCUGACCCAAAGCGACAGGGCCAAGCACCCUGGAGCUGACAUGGCUGGAAACUGUGAGCCCAAAUAAACAUUUCCUCUUUUUAA